Marmota flaviventris (yellow-bellied marmot) is the source of this 1200-nucleotide messenger RNA. RefSeq names its product alkB homolog 2, alpha-ketoglutarate dependent dioxygenase (gene Alkbh2). Gene Ontology annotation, biological process: DNA alkylation repair. Lineage: Eukaryota; Metazoa; Chordata; Mammalia; Rodentia; Sciuridae. The record is from RefSeq and is a predicted model, not a curated record. Gene Ontology annotation, molecular function: broad specificity oxidative DNA demethylase activity; cytosine C-5 DNA demethylase activity; ferrous iron binding.
CGGGACGUGCUGUGGUGUUUUCCUGAUUCUGAGCCACGCAGGGGCAGUCCGGGGGUGUAAAGAGAGCUCUCCAGCUCCCACCGCACGCACGUGUUACGGUUCUUAUUUUCUAUCAUAAGGGGAGGAGGGUUUGACCGUCAUUAAUUGACAUUUGGAUUCCGGAUCUUUUCCCCUUGAGAGUCGCCGUAUCGACCUGUUUUAAUGCUGACCCUGAGAUUGAACCCAGGAAUUCGCACAUUCUAGACACCGAAGGGUCCUUCCACUGAGCUCCAUCCCCAAAUAGAAGCAUUGCUGUGAGACCACUUCAAAACCGACCUAUUGAGUUUUCAUCAGGGAAAGAGCUUGGGCACUCUUCCUGGGUGUCUUGUUGCUGACAUCCUCUUCUGUGGAAGGAAGGGAUGGACAGAUUCCUGGGGAAGGAGGUUCAAGGGAGCCUUUUGGGAAAGCCGGAGGAGCAAGAGCAGAGCACAGAAGAAGGAGCUACCCUGGGCGACGACAAAGGACACACAAGGAAGAGGCCCAGGACAGACCCCCCGGGGAAUGCCACCCACUUGGCAGGCCCCAGCUGGCGACACAUUCGCGCCGAGGGCCUGGACUGCGAUUACACAGUCUUGUUUGGCAAAGCGGAGGCAGACGAGAUUUUCCGACAGUUGGAGGAAAAAGUGGAAUAUUUUACAGGUGCACUGGCCAGGGUCCAGGUAUUUGGGAAGUGGCACAGUGUGCCAAGGAAGCAAGCCACAUAUGGUGACGCUGGACUGACCUACACGUUUUCAGGCCUUACGCUGUCUCCAAAGCCCUGGAUCCCAGUUCUAGAGUGCAUCCGGGAUCGUGUCUCUGGCUUGACAGGACAUACCUUCAACUUCGUGCUCAUCAACAGGUACAAAGAUGGCUGUGACCACAUUGGGGAGCAUCGAGAUGAUGAGAGAGAACUGGCGCCCAGGAGCCCCAUUGCCUCUGUCUCCUUUGGUGCCUGCAGGGACUUCUGCUUCCGGCACAAGGACUCCCGAGGGAAGAACCCCCGCCAGAAGCUAGAGGUGGUCCGGCUGCAGCUGGCCCAUGGAAGCUUACUAAUGAUGAACCCCCCGACCAACGCCCACUGGUAUCACAGUCUUCCUGUGCGCAAGAAGGUUCUGGCUCCACGGGUCAACCUGACAUUUCGUAAAAUUUUGCCUAAGAAAUAAAAACGUUUUUAACAUGUUU